This is a messenger RNA of Lycium barbarum (goji berry), 1017 nucleotides long. RefSeq lists its product as uncharacterized. Gene Ontology annotation, cellular component: nucleus. Gene Ontology annotation, molecular function: ubiquitin protein ligase activity. The transcript has a single exon. The coding region runs from base 1 to 1017 and encodes 338 amino acids. The record is from RefSeq and is a predicted model, not a curated record. Lineage: Eukaryota; Viridiplantae; Streptophyta; Magnoliopsida; Solanales; Solanaceae.
AUGUCUCAAGGUCCCUCUUUUGCUACUCGUACAUCUGAGUCGAUUCUUAAUCCUAGAGUUGUUGAAGUCGACGAAAAAAUAGAAGAAGAAGUGGAGGAGGAGGAGGAGGAGGAGUUGGUGAAUGAUAUAUCUGCGUCGAUUCUUGAUAAUAGAGUUGAUGAUAUCAAUGAAGAAAUAGAAGAAGUAGAAGAAGAGGAUGAGGACGCGGAGGAGUUUGCGAAUAAUAUAUCUGAAUUGAUUCUUGAUCACAGAGUUGAUGAAAUCGAUCAAGAAAUAGAAGAAGAGGAGGCAGAGGCGGAGGCGAAGGAAGAAGAAGAGGUUGCGAAUGAUAUAUCUGAGCCGAUUCUUGAUGAUGCUCCUGAUGAAAUGGAUGAAGAAAUUAUUGAAGAAGAACAGGAGGAAGAAGAGUUUGCUAGUGACAUAACUGAGAGAGUUUUUAGUAUGAUACAAGAAGUGGAGGUGGCACAGGAGUUUGUGAAUAAUAUAUCUGAGUCAAUUUUUGGUAUUAGCCUUGAUGAUGAAGUUGUUGUAGAAUUUAUAGAAGAAGAGGAGGAGGAAGAGGAAGAGGAGUUUGAGAUUGACUUAUCUGAGAGGAUUCUAAGAAUUAUACAAGAAGUAGAGGUGGCACGGGAGUUUGCGAAUAACAUAUCUGAGUCGAUUUUUGGUAAUAGUCUUGAUGAUGAAAUUGUUGAAGAAAUUAUAGAAGAAGAGGACGAGGAGGAAGAAGAAGAGGAGUUUGAGGCUGAAAUAUCUGAGAAUCUAGAAAUAAGAACAUAUUAUGCUCCUGUUGCUCUAAAUAUAGAUGUUAAUGAAGGUGAUGCUGCUCUUGAGGAACAAGAAGCAUGUGCUAUCUGCUUAUUUGAAUAUCAAGAUGAAGAUAUCAUUGGCACACUUCGAUGCGGCCAUGAAUUUCAUGGAGAUUGCAUCAUCAAGUGGUUGCAGAGGAAGAAAGUGUGUUUGCAGAGCUCACUCCGGUUUUGCUCACACAUGACUCCUACAGUAUUCUUAAUCUUGUGA